Messenger RNA from Diuraphis noxia (Russian wheat aphid), 834 nucleotides. RefSeq names its product histone-lysine N-methyltransferase SUV420H2-like. NCBI's taxonomy places the organism in Eukaryota, Metazoa, Arthropoda, Insecta, Hemiptera, Aphididae. The record is from RefSeq and is a predicted model, not a curated record.
AUGCACCUUGAAGCGUGUGCUCAGUCUUCUCGUUUCUCCAUUGAGCCGUGCGCAGUGUUCGUGGAGGAUGGUGAUGAUGGUGCGAAGGCAGUGGCCUCAAAUGACCUAAAGAGUGGUACUGUAAUAUCGGAACUAUGUGGUAGGCUGGUGACGUUUAGGGAAUCAUUCCUUAAGCUUGGGAAAAAUGAUUUUUCCGUUGUCCACAGCACCUACAGGAAGAAAUCGCAGUUAUGGUUAGGGCCCGCUGCCUACGCAAAUCAUGACUGCGAAAGUAAUUGUGAUAUAUACUUUUUGAGAAGCGGUAUGGCGUGCCUCCUUCGCACCAACAGGGAAAUUCAUGUCGGCGAGGAGAUCACCACUUAUUAUGGGGAAAAUUUUUACUAUUUUGGGGAAAACAAUGUGCAAUGCCUUUGCUGCACUUGCAAGGACAAAGGUGAAGGUGCUUUUGCAAACACCGAACCAAUAGAAGCGGAAUCAUGUCUCAUGCAAUGCGCUCAUUGUCCAGCAAGGUUCAGGUUCAAAUCGUGGUUGCUACGUCACUUGUUAAGAUCCUUAGACAUGGCCCAGUUUUCAUGUGGGGAUUGUGGUGUAUGCUUCUUCAGGAAAUCUGCACUGAAGAGGCAUAGCCUGCAAGUGCAUGGUACCGUGCGUAGUAAAGUGCAGUGCGCACUUUGCCACAAAAAAAUCGUUAGAAAGGAAGAUGCCCUUCGACACCAAGACAGAAUACACCACAAGACGUUGCUUCACAAGUGUCCGGACUGUGAAAAAACAUACAAGAUAUGUUGUAUCACCACAAUAAGAGACACUCAGAUAUCAAACCCUUUGCAUGUGUAA